GGACAUUUAAAAGGCGUCCCUCCAGACGAGCAGAGCCCGAGCGAUCCUCUUCCUUCGCGCUCGCUUCCCCCUCUACGUCUCUGUAAGGAUCUCUUAACCUUCCUCUAUUUUUUUCUUCUUUUUGGUUGACUUGUCUAUCUGCAGAAACAUGACUGCAGUAUACCCCGAUGGCCGCCAAGAAACGCGUGUAGAGGGCUACACCAAGUUCUGGCAAAAGGACCUCAAGCACGAGGCCGAAGCCGACAACCAAAAUCGUCUUGACAGUUAUACUGAUGUUGUGAAUGGGUACUAUGAUGGUGCGACGGAGUUGUAUGAGUACGGCUGGGCACAGUCGUUCCACUUCUCGCGUUUCUACAAGGGCGAGGGUUUCGCUGCAUCCUUGGCUCGCCAUGAACACUAUCUCGCCUCUCACAUGGGUCUUCGGGCCGGUAUGAGAGUGCUGGAUGUUGGCUGUGGUGUUGGUGGACCGGCACGCGAAAUUGCCCGUUUUUCCGACGCGCAUAUAGUCGGCCUUAACAACAACCAAUUCCAAGUCAACCGUGCUCGGCGAUACGCUGAAAAAGCUGGUCUUUCCAACCAGAUUACUUUCGUCAAGGGCGAUUUCAUGAAACUCGCAGAACAAUUCGGCGAAAAUUCUUUCGAUGCUGUAUAUGCCAUUGAGGCUACUUGCCACGCACCCACGUGGGAGGGCGUCUAUGGUGAAAUUUUCAAGGUUCUCAAACCGGGCGGAGUUUUUGGUGUGUAUGAAUGGUGCAUGACCGAAACCUGGGAUCCGUCAAUUCCUUCUCACAAGGAACUUGCCCACCAAAUUGAAUUCGGCAACGGCAUUCCAGAAAUGCGGCCAUUGAGGCUCGCUCGUCAGGCCCUGAAAAAUGUGGGUUUCGAAGUUAAACAUGAAGAGGACCUCGCCGAGCGCCCAGACGAAGUACCAUGGUACUAUCCCCUCGAAGGUGACAUCUCGAAAGCACAAACUGCCUGGGAUUACUUCACAGUUUGGCGAAUGAGCUGGAGUGGCAAGCUUGUCACGCACACGGGUAUCCGACUCAUGGAGACAUUUGGUCUUUUGCCUAAAGGUACUUGGGAGGUGGGUGAAUCGCUCAAGGUUGCAGGGGAUGCACUGGUCAAGGGAGGGCAGGCCAAGCUGUUCACGCCCAUGUACUUGGCGAUCUGCCGCAAGCCCGCGCUAGCCAAUUGAUAUUCAUAGACCAUACUAUUAGCUGUUACGUUUGUGCUGUUCUUUAAUACUGCUUGAUUCGUGAGCACGGUAAAAUUGGGAACCUGAGAUUGUAAGCCUGGCUGUGAG
Pisolithus orientalis is the source of this 1303-nucleotide messenger RNA. Its product is annotated as S-adenosyl-L-methionine-dependent methyltransferase. The record is from RefSeq and is a predicted model, not a curated record. Gene Ontology annotation, biological process: ergosterol biosynthetic process. The transcript has 5 exons. Gene Ontology annotation, molecular function: sterol 24-C-methyltransferase activity. NCBI's taxonomy places the organism in Eukaryota, Fungi, Basidiomycota, Agaricomycetes, Boletales, Pisolithaceae. Gene Ontology annotation, cellular component: endoplasmic reticulum. Bases 149 to 1195 code for a protein of 348 amino acids.